AUGGAAGAAUGCAAACCCCCGCCUCUCCCCUCCCCCUUCAACAACACUACACCACCACCAACCCUCCUCGCCCAAGGUGCUGAAGCCCACCUCUACAAAACCACCUCCCUCAACCCCUCCAUCCCCGCCGCGCUCAAGAUUCGCCCCUCAAAACCCUACCGCCAUCCAAUUCUCGACCGCCGACUCACCCGCCAACGGAUAACCUCGGAAGCACGAUGCCUGGCGAAACUGGUACGGGAGGGCGUCAGCGUUCCAGCCCUCCUAGCCCUGGACUGGGAGGGCCACGGCGGCACAGAAGGCGGGUGGGGCGGUGCCUGGCUAAUGAUGGAGUGGAUUGACGGGCCUGUGGUGCGGGUAGUUCUCGAGCAGUGGGAAGCAUGGAUGAAGCAGAGCCAAAGCUCGCUGAGUGAAUCACAGAUCGAAAGCGAAGAAGCGCGUGUGCGCGACUUGUUGAGGAAAAUGGGGUCUGCUAUCGGUGUCUUGCACAAGGCUGGUGUUGUGCAUGGAGACUUGACUACGAGUAACCUCAUGCUGCGACCAUCUGCAGAUACAAGUGGUGCUGUUGAUGGCGCUGGCUCGCCCUCCACAGAGGGCGAUGUCGUGCUGAUUGAUUUCGGUCUUGCGUCGCAGAGUAAUCAGGAUGAGGACCGGGCUGUUGAUUUAUAUGUGUUGGAGCGGGCGAUUGGGAGCACGCAUCCGCGCUCGGAGCCUAUGUUCGAUGCGCUGAUUGCGGGUUACCGGGAUAGCUACAAGGGGGCUCUUUCUGCGCUGAAGAGGCUUGAGGACGUGCGCUUGAGAGGGCGGAAGAGGAGUAUGCUUGGUUAA
Molecule: messenger RNA, 825 nt
Organism: Penicillium hordei
Lineage: Eukaryota; Fungi; Ascomycota; Eurotiomycetes; Eurotiales; Aspergillaceae
Gene: bud32
Product: serine/threonine protein kinase BUD32
Exons: 1
Coding region: 1-825 (274 amino acids)
Biological process (GO): protein phosphorylation
Cellular component (GO): cytosol; EKC/KEOPS complex; nucleus
Molecular function (GO): protein serine/threonine kinase activity; ATP binding
Source: RefSeq, a predicted model, not a curated record